This is a messenger RNA of Vespa velutina, 930 nucleotides long. RefSeq lists its product as uncharacterized. Gene Ontology annotation, molecular function: N-acetyltransferase activity. The record is from RefSeq and is a predicted model, not a curated record. The transcript has 2 exons. NCBI's taxonomy places the organism in Eukaryota, Metazoa, Arthropoda, Insecta, Hymenoptera, Vespidae. Bases 120 to 893 code for a protein of 257 amino acids.
AUUUCGACAGUUGGUUAGAGUUUUAAAUACUAUAUACAUAGAACUUUAGUUGUUAAAAGAUCAACAAAUUUUAUUGUGUGCCUUUGGUUGAUUCAAUAUAUUUUAUAUAAUUUUUCAAUAUGCGAAAAUUUAUUCUUAUUAGAACUUAUAAAGAAGAAGAUGAAUCGGUAUGCAAAGAAUUACUUAAAGCUAGUGUAAUGUAUUCGCUAAGUCAUACCUUUCUUGGAUUUUUAUUUGGAAUAAAUAUUAUACGACUAAUAAAUAUAUUAUUUAUACUGUUCAUGAUAAUACUCUUGUUUAGAGGAUUUCCUGUGGUUUAUUGUAGUAUGAUUAUAUUUCUGCCAGCAAUUGUAUUAUACAUUUUGUUAUAUGUAGCGUUUUCGUAUGAAGCCAGACUUGUGGGAAAUGAAGUAUCUGAAAUUCCACGGAUUUACACGUCCGAUAAUUCUUCAUGUUUUUGGAUAGCGGAAGCAUAUCAUGAUUACUCAUUAAAUGAUCAGGAUCAAGAUCAGCCAUAUAUAUUCAUGACAGAGGAAGAAUUGAUUCAAUGUAAUAUUGAUGUAUCAGAAUAUUAUAUAGAAAUUGUAGGUAUUAUGUCAUUCUGUAAAAAUAUUCCGGAUACAACACUUGGUUGUAUUAAAAAUUUCUAUGUAAAGAAAUACUAUAGAAAGAAUGGUAUAGGAAGUCAUCUUAUGAAUCGAACUCUGUAUUUCGCACAUGAACACGGAAUUGGAUGUGUUAAAGCGACUGUUUCUCAAUAUCAAAAACAUCUUAUGAAUUUUUUUAAUACGAGAAAUUUCACUGUAAGUAUUAUACGUGAUCAAUCAUCAUUAAUAUCAGUUACGUUCUAUGAAUAUGUAUUUCGAACAAGGCCUACUCAUUUAGAUAUUUAGAAAUUGACGUAAUGCACAAUCUAUGCCAAAAAAUUAA